UAAAAAACCAAGGAGAGGCGCAGUAGCAGGAGCGAGCCUGGACUCGGUACCAUCUUCCUUGUGAUUGGCCAUUGGGGUGGCCGGGUGGGAAGCAAGGAAGGAAGGAAGGAAGGAAGGAGGCGACCACAGGCAGUCAUGGCGACCAGGCCGGGGCCUUUGACUGAAUGGCCAUGGCAGAGGAUGGGCAACUUCAAGUACCUGGUGAUGGCGCCGGUGGUCGUCCACGGCGCGUACCGGGUGAUGAACAAGGGGUGGGGCGACAUCGACCUGGCCUACUCGCUGAUCCUGCCGUCCCUGGCGCUGCGGAUGAUCCACAACCAGAUCUGGAUCAGCCUGUCCCGCUACCAGACCGCGCGCAGCAAGCACCGCAUCGUCGACCGCGGCAUCGAGUUCGACCAGGUGGACCGCGAGCGCGGGUGGGACGACCAGAUCGUCUUCAACGGGCUGCUCUUCUACGUGGGGUACCUGGCGAUGCCGAGCGUGCGGAGGUUCCCGCUGUGGCGGACGGACGGGGCGGUGGCGACGGCGCUGCUGCACGCGGGGCCCGUGGAGUUCCUCUACUACUGGUUCCACCGCGCGCUGCACCACCACUUCCUCUACUCGCGCUACCACUCCCACCACCACGCCUCCAUCGUCACCGAGCCCAUCACCUCUGUCAUCCAUCCUUUUGGCGAACACAUCGUCUAUUUCACGCUCUUUGCAAUCCCGAUGUUGUCCACAGUUUACAUGGGAAAUGGCUCCGCCCUUGUAUUUGUGUUGUAUAUCGUUUACAUCGACUUCAUGAACAACAUGGGGCACUGUAAUUUUGAGUUGGUGCCAAAAUGGAUGUUCCAAGUCUUUCCUCCUCUCAAGUACCUCAUGUACACCCCAUCGUUUCAUUCUCUUCACCACACACAGUUCCGCACAAACUAUUCACUGUUCAUGCCAUUUUAUGACUACAUAUACAGCACUAUGGACAAGGCAUCUGACGAGCUGUAUGAGAACUCACUGAAAGGAACAGAGGAGACACCUGACCUUGUUCAUCUCACACAUAUGACUAACUUGCAAUCGGCUUAUCAUCUAAGGGUUGGAUUCGCCUCCAUAGCAUCCAAACCAUCCGAUAACUCGGAGUGGUAUAUGUGGACGCUGUGGCCCUUGGCAUGGCUGUCAAUGGUUGUAGCAUGGAUUUAUGGGUCAUCUGCAUUCGUGGUCGAGAGAAUCAAACUGAAGAAGAUGAAGAUGCAAACAUGGGUCGUACCGAGAUACAACUUCCAAUAUGGUCUGACAUGGGAUAGAGAAUCGAUCAAUGACUUAAUUGAAAAGGCGAUAUUGGAUGCUGAUGUAAGAGGGGUUAAGGUGCUCAGUCUAGGGCUACUAAAUCAGGCAAAACAGCUCAAUGGGAAUGGUGAACUAUUUAGACAAAAAUACCCAAAAUUAGGAGUUCGAAUUGUUGAUGGAAGUGGCUUAGCAAUUGGAGUUGUCCUAAAAAGCAUCCCUUCAGAUGCAAAGCAAGUUUUUCUUCAUACAGGGACUUGUAAGAUAGCCCGUGCCGUUGCUAUGGCUUUAUGUGGCAAGGGCAUCCAGGUGAUCAUGAAUCGUAAGAAAGAGUAUGACAUGCUCAAGUCACAGAUGCCAGAGAACAGAGCAAGCUACUUGAAGUGCUCCAGCAAUGACAUAACCAAGAUUUGGCUAGUAGAGAGGAUCGACGACAAAGAACAGAGGAUGGCACCAAAAGGAACAGUGUUCGUUCCAAUAUCGCAGUUCCCCCUUAAGAAAGUCCGCAAGGACUGCACUUACUUGAGCACUCCGGCGAUGAAGAUCCCGGACACUAUGCAGAACAUCCACUCCUGCGAGAACUGGUUGCCGAGAAGGGUGAUGAGCGCGUGGCAUAUCGCCGGAAUACUUCAUGUCCUGGAAGGGUGGAGCGAGCACGAGUGCGGUGACCACAUGAUGGACUCUGAGAAGGCAUGGUCGGCUGCUAUCAGGCACGGCUUCAUCCCUCUCACCAAAGCUUGACUGGGGAAAUGUUGCUAAGAUGGUACUACCGAGAAUUUAUGCUAAAACCGCAGCCUUUUUUUCUUUUCUUUUGGGACCACGCAGGAGAUCUGUUUGGUCGGACAGCUAAGUCUGUAAGAUUUAUCAGUGUGAACAUCGAACAUCAAUUCAAUUAACUUACUGCUUA
Molecule: messenger RNA, 2161 nt
Organism: Triticum aestivum (bread wheat)
Lineage: Eukaryota; Viridiplantae; Streptophyta; Magnoliopsida; Poales; Poaceae
Product: very-long-chain aldehyde decarbonylase GL1-4
Exons: 9
Coding region: 136-1995 (619 amino acids)
Biological process (GO): lipid biosynthetic process
Molecular function (GO): oxidoreductase activity; iron ion binding
Source: RefSeq, a predicted model, not a curated record